This is a messenger RNA of Cladophialophora carrionii CBS 160.54, 312 nucleotides long. RefSeq lists its product as uncharacterized. Bases 1 to 312 code for a protein of 103 amino acids. NCBI's taxonomy places the organism in Eukaryota, Fungi, Ascomycota, Eurotiomycetes, Chaetothyriales, Herpotrichiellaceae. The transcript has 2 exons. The record is from RefSeq and is a predicted model, not a curated record. Gene Ontology annotation, biological process: intra-Golgi vesicle-mediated transport.
AUGGCCGACGCCUACGCGCGCGAAGAGCAAAACAACGCGCUCCUCACGUCGCUCAGCCAAAAGACCUCGGCCCUCAAACACAUCACGCUGGACAUCUACGACAACGCGCGCAACCAGGGGACGCUGGACUCGACGAACGAGGUCUUUAGCAGCAUGAGUUCCAAUAUCCGCGGGAGUGCGGGCCGGUUGACGCGCAUGGCGAGGCAAGGAGAUCGCGUCGCCGUACUGAAGGUCGCGGGCGUGGUGAUAGUGGCGGGAUUGCUUGUUUGGUGGGUCGGUGGUUGGAUCUUGGGACUGUUGUUAGGGCGGUAG